UAGCAUCCUGUCUAUACUCUAUAGAAUCCGGAAAGCAUCCGCCAUCUUGUUCAACCACAUCCAAUUGUUCGACACCGGGUCCGUGAGGUGGAAGAGGUGAAUGACAAAAAUCAGAUUUUUUUAAAUUCUCUCAAUUGAGAGAUUUACUUCUACUUUCCAACGACUCCACGCCACAUUUUAAAGGGUCGUAAGGAAUAACAGCAACAUCAACAUGCAGUAUAACACCUUCCACGCUCAGCAUCCUAUUUUCGGACCUCAUCCAGGUGAAAGGAAAGAUCAGUUUGGCAAAGUUCCAUAUAUGAACAGGGUUGGAGGCGACUUUGGAGGCCCCAAAAGCUUUGUCCCCAGAAACAAUAACAACAAUAUGGGUGGAAACAAAAAUUUUAGACCCAGAAAUGAUUUCAAUGGAGUAAGACCUGAUUUUAAUGGAUAUAAAAAUGAUAAUCCACAUCAAAAUGACUUUGGAGGCCCAAAAGAUUUUAGGUCAAAAAACUUCUACAAUAAUCCUAUGCACAUGAGAAAUGAUUUUGAUGGUGAUAAGGCAUCUGGAAGUAAAGGGCAAUAUUUAAAUAUGAAAGAUGAUUUUGGAGGACCCAAACAGGGCAAUUUUCAGAAAAAUGGUUAUGGACCCAAAAAUUACAACAAUCCUGGAGGUUCAAUGCGUCCUAAUACUGUAGAAGAUUACAUGGGUCAGAAGAUGCAUGAUGAUUACAGUGAUCGCAAAAUGCAAAGCAGAAAGGCAAAACACCCAGGUGAUGGAUUAGUGAAGCCCACAUGGGACAUGUCUCAAUUAGAGCCAAUCCAGAAAAAUUUCUACAAGCCACAUGCUAAUGUUGAAAGCCGUACUGAUGAUGAAGUGCAACAGUUUAGAGCUGCAAAGGAGAUAACAGUAAGUGGAAAUAAUGUACCACGGCCAAGUCAAAAAUUUGAAGAGGGGAACUUCCCUGAUGAUAUUUUAAGUACUAUUAAAGAUCAGGGUUGGAAAGAACCUACUGGCAUUCAAGCUCAAGGAUGGCCAAUAGCUCUAUCUGGUCGUGAUAUGGUGGGAAUUGCAUCUACAGGCUCUGGUAAAACUCUUGCUUACAUGCUUCCAGCAGCAGUGCAUAUUGCUCAUCAACAGCACAUCCAACGUGGAGAUGGUCCUAUUGCUCUUAUUUUAGCUCCAACAAGAGAGUUGGCUCAGCAGAUUCAAUCAGUAGCUCAGGCAUACAGUGCUAGUGGAUUCAUAAGAAAUACUUGCCUGUUUGGAGGUUCUCCCAAAGGACCUCAAGCUCGUGACUUAGAAAGAGGAGUAGAGAUUGUUAUAGCAACCCCAGGACGACUUAUUGAUUUUUUGGAGAGGGGAACCACUAACCUUCGUCGGUGCACAUAUUUAGUAUUGGAUGAAGCAGAUAGAAUGUUGGAUAUGGGCUUUGAACCACAGAUUCGAAAAAUAAUUGAGCAAAUUCGCCCAGAUCGUCAAGUUUUAAUGUGGUCGGCUACAUGGCCCAAGGAAAUCCAAGCUCUUGCUGAAGACUUCUUAACAGAUUAUAUUAAAGUUAAUAUUGGAUCUUUGAAUCUCUCUGCUAACAACAACAUAAAACAAAUCAUUGAAGUUUGUGAGGAACAUGAGAAGGAAAUAAAGCUCAGUAAUCUACUGAAGGAAAUUGCAUCAGAAAAAGAUAAUAAAGUUAUUGUAUUUGUUGAGACCAAAAAGAAGGUUGAUGAUAUUGCACGUGCAGUAAGGCGCAAUGGACACAAAGCUUUAGCUAUUCAUGGCGACAAGUCUCAACCAGAAAGAGAUGCAGUCCUUACAGAAUUUAGAAAUGGAGUCACUUCAAUAUUAAUUGCUACGGAUGUUGCAGCUCGUGGGUUGGAUGUGGAAGAUGUGAAAUUUGUUGUUAAUUUCGACUAUCCAAAUUCCUCUGAAGAUUACAUUCAUAGAAUUGGGCGUACAGGACGUUGCCAACAAUCUGGUACAGCUUACACUUAUUUCACAACUGGUGAUGGGCGUCAGGCUCGCGCUCUUGUUGCAGUGUUACGGGAAACAGGACAGAACCCACCUGCUAAACUAAGUGACAUGGCGCGUAACAAUAAUAGUAGUUCUGGUCGAAACCGGUGGCAACAACGCAAGGAAAAUAAUAGCGGAUCAAGUUCGCCUCGUCAGAAGAACAAUAACAAUACUUGGAAUAUGAAGAUGGCUAAUGGAUCAGGCGAUGAUAACACUUUCAUGGCACAACAAAACUUUACUCAACAACCACCAAGAUUUUCACAUCAGAAUCAGAAUAAUCAAGGCUACAACAGGCAAAAUAAUUAUCAGAAGCCGCCACCAUUCCCAAGCCCUAAUGUGUUUGAUUCAAUGGGCACAUACCAAGGAGGCUAUAAUAAUGGCUAUCCAAAUGCUUACAACAACCAGAAUGCCUAUGGCCAACGUCAAUACAACAAUAAUCGUAACAAUGGCCAACAGUAUCGCAAUAACAAUUCUAACGGCAACAAGUCUAAUGGAUCUGGGUCUUCAUUUGGUUCACCUCCACCCCACUUUGCUGCUACUCCUCAUUAUACACAGAUGCAUCCACAUCACCAGGAAAUGAUUGGCGGGAAAUACUUCGCCAGUGGUGUUGGCGGGGCGGGCCCAUGUGGUUACCAGGCUGCGGUAGGUGGAGGCAUGCAGUAUGCCCACUUGCCACCCGGACCUAUGCUCUAUGCUGCCCCCGUACAACAGUAAAUGUAUUACAUCACCAGGAUGCCAGAUGUUUUAUCAAUUUUUUUCAUAGUAAUUUAACUUGAAUGUCAGUGUUUAAAUAAUAUUGCAUCUUUGUGUGGUUUUAUAACUCUACUCUGAUUCUAGAACUUGAAAUACUAUACUAUAUUUUUUAUGUAGUAAUUGGUCAUCUCAGUGGAUCUCAUCUCUGAUAUACUUCAAUAACAUACAAGUUGUAUUAAAACAAUUUAUUAUCAAUAAAGCUCAUCCUUGUUUCAUCUGGCAUUCAGUAUUGUGAACACAAAUUAUGAAUAGAUUAAGACUUCUUUUUUUGAUUCUGAAGACAAGAUAUUUGCUGUUCGAAUUUGUACUUAGUUCCAGCAUAGAAUCUAUCUCAAUAUUCUACUUUGAUUUUAAUAUUAAAAUUUUUUAUGACAUUCUUUGGAUCUGAUCGAAAUCUUGCAAAAUUAUUGCAUCGUUUUUGUCAUAUAGGAAACUUAAGUUGAAUAUUAGUUUGUGAUCGGGAAUGACAAUUAUUUACAAUUACAAUUUUGUGAUUUCUCCUUCAGAUCAAAUUUCAAUUACUAAACUUUAAUUUUUAAGUGUCUUAGACUUAGGGACUGUUCUUUAUUGGCUGUAUUUUACAUUAUUUCCAUACAAGUUACAACACCUUAGUUGAUGUGGUAAAAGCUAACCCGUUCUAAAUAAUUGAUGUGAAUAUGGCUAAAUUAAAGAAAGUCCAAAUAAAUGGUGGAUUAAUUAUGAGCAGUGUCAUUACCACCGUUAGGUUAUUGUAUCACUGUUAGCGUAGUUUGGUGUUUGGUACCCUCUUUGUAUGUAUUUUGGGUGCCUUUUGUUUUAAAUGUCUGUAUGAUGUACGAAAUGCACGAAACAUUAGAAGAUGAUAAAAAUUUUAGGGAAAGGUUUUAUUAAAUAAAUCUCUCUGAAUGUAAUUUCUCUUUAAUAUUUGUGUUAUCAUUAACCAGUGAAAGUAUGAGGGACAAUUUAGUAAUAAGUAAAUUUAUAUGCUUUUCAUAGAAUGAGACAAAUCUGUAUUGCCAGAUAGAAUGUGAAUAUUUUUCUUUUGUAUAACAUUAGUCACGUUUUGGAUCAUUGGAUAUAGUAUAGUUUACGAAAUCUAGAUUUUACAUUAAGAUUUAUGCCUAUAGAAAAUGAUGAAGUUGGCACAAUCUCUUAAAUUUGGAUUCAUAUCUUCAAAAAAGAUGUAAAUAUAAAAUCUUAUAUACAUUUAACUUAAGAAAAACAUUUGAUCGUUACAAUACAAUCAAGCAAUGGUACGUUUUGUAGUAAAUUAAGUAAUUUCAUCUUGUUUUUGUAUCAAUUUUGAUAUGUAUCUCAUAUUGUUUGUAGUAAUUCCUACUAGGUCUAUAAAGGGCUCUAAGGGCUACAACGAUUAGUCGUUACGCCGUCAAUUGGUACAAAAAAAUAAUAAUUUGUUGUAGACGCCCAUUACUGUCCAAAUAGGAUAAAAAUCUGUGAUAUUUCAUUACUAUAGCAAGUUUUUGUUGGUCAAUUUUUAAUAUGUAAGGGCACAUACCUUUAGUUUUGGGAUAGUGAUUUUCCUGCAUAUUAUAUAAAAUAUAUUUUUUGACUAACAAACUAUUUUCAUAGCGCAAGAUUUGGACAAAGCUUUCACUUGUCAUAUACAGUUCACGGGCUGAUUCAUGAUUGCUUACAUGUGUGCAGUUCGAGUAAUAUUGUUUUUAGUAAUUCAUACCAUACAUGUUGACUCCUGCCUGUUGGAGAAUUUUCAACAAGAGAGACAAUGUCUUGAGUUCCAAUGACAUUUUGUUUCCCAAACUGGAAAGAGUUCAGUGAUUGCAAGUAAUGGUAGUUAUAAGGAUGAAUAAUUUGUUUUUCCAAUUUGUCAAUUUUUUCUGGAGGCGACAAUUGUACCAGUUAAAAUAGGGACGUAAUAGUUGUAUCUAAAACCAAACUAAGUAGACUGCAUCCACGGACAUGAUGUAUGUAUAUUAGAAACGGGUCAAUGCUACUUUGUAAGUGGUGAGUAAUAUUUUGUGGGUCUCGUAUUGGACAUGGCAGAUACGGGGUUUAAUUUUUAUGUACAUUAUAUAAGUGAAAGACUGCAAUGAUAGAAUAUAAUUAUGCAUAUGUUCAUCUCAAAGAUGACUUCUAGCCUGUCCUGUUGUUAGUUUUGUGGAGUUAUACAAAGAUAAUUUAUUGGAAGUAGGGCGGCCGGGCUAGAAUAGAUAGAGCGUAAUAUCGGAAAACGUUCGUCGUGUACGGUCAAGGUAUGUCUCGUGUACAAAGUACUGCACCCACCUCUACUAAACAUCUGUGAUAAUAACACUAAGUAGCUUAACAGGCGAUUUAUAUAUGUACUAGUUAUGUCCAUGGGAAGGAAUGACAUCAUAUCUGACAUUGCAUCGUGAUAAUAAAUGUUAUUACGUCACGUAUCAAUACGCGUUCAUCAACAGUUUGGUCGCAUUGUUGACUGUUGAAACUUUUCUCUAAACAAGACUGAUUAUGAUUAUUUUAUUCUAUUUUAAUGUUUUAUACUUGUUCCGUUUUGACUGAAUGAAGAUGUCUGAAGUUGUAUUGAUAUAUUAUUAGUCUCUUCUGUUAUUUUUCAAAAUUUAUUAUUCGCUAUGUUGGAUAUGUGUCAAAACAUCGUCGUCACCAACUUGAAAUAAUAUUUGAUGCUGUUCCACUCUUCUUUAAUGUGGUAAUUUUAAGUUGAACGAAUAUUUGUGACAGUGAUACGAAGAACGUUAUGAAAAUGGUUUUAUUAUUUGUUGUUGAUUUGCAAAAUUUUAUUUAUACUUUACCAUAAAGCUAAACUUACUAUGUACCUUAUUAAGAAUUGAAUUUAUUAUUCAAAUUAUUACAGUUUAUGAAAAAUAUGCAUAGAUUUUAGGUAUGUGGCAAUGCAGAUCUUCAUUAUAAUUUAUUUAUAAAGUACAGCCAACUGAAAAGUAGGUUUGUAUUAAUAAUUCAAAUUUGGUUGAAUGUAUGUUAAAAUGGAGAAUAACUCCAUUAAAACUGUCCCGAAGGGAAUCUUCUGAAUGUUUCUAGGAAGUGCAUUUCUUCUAUGUAAUACAGUAUUAAAAUUCCGAUUAAUAAAUUGAUGUAUAAAA
Leptidea sinapis is the source of this 5799-nucleotide messenger RNA. RefSeq lists its product as uncharacterized. The record is from RefSeq and is a predicted model, not a curated record. Gene Ontology annotation, molecular function: RNA helicase activity; RNA binding; ATP binding. Bases 212 to 2704 code for a protein of 830 amino acids. The transcript is spliced from 8 exons. Gene Ontology annotation, cellular component: cytoplasm; ribonucleoprotein complex; nucleus. Lineage: Eukaryota; Metazoa; Arthropoda; Insecta; Lepidoptera; Pieridae.